UCUGCGCUCUUCGUGACAAUAGAUAAAAGAUCGGAAAAUCUGAUUUCCUGCCCCGAAAUCACGAGGGAACCUUCAACAGAGACAUCUGAUUUCUAGCUGCCGGACGGCGAGGGUUGCAAGCGGUCGUGACUGAUUGUCGGAACUUUGUGGUCGAAGAUGUUAUGUGGCAACGUCGUUGGGACGAUCACGUCCUGUCUCGGCUUCGUACUCGCGCUCACCGGAAUCCUGACCGAUUUCUGGCUGGUCGAUUUCGGCGCAGGAUUGUUCCACGAAGGGCUGUGGCAGAGAUGCUCCAAGGGAGACUGCGUGAGGCUCUCAGGAAGAGAAUAUAUUGAUGCCACACGGGGCCUCCUGAUUGUCUCCUUGGCCUUCCUCGCCUUCGGGGUGCUGUGUUCCAGUCUUUCGUUCUUUAAAGUCUCGGUGGGAAGAAUCACAGCCUCCUUGGUAGCCGGCAUCAUGGAAUUCAUUUCAGCCGUCUUCCUCCUCAUCGGGAUGUCGGUCUACACCGGGGAGACGCAGUACGGCGUCAAUAACGGCUCCUUAAACUACCAGUGGUCAUUUUUCCUCUGUUGGGCUGCAGUCCUGUCUCUGCUCGUAGCAGGCACAUCCCAUACUUUUGCCCACGUAUCCUCGCCAACCCCUGGAUAUGAAUCGGUUUAACCCUUUCUGAAACGGUUCCUCCGAAGUAUGAUACUCGCUGAAGCCAGAAAUCGAUACAUU
Spea bombifrons (plains spadefoot toad) is the source of this 720-nucleotide messenger RNA. RefSeq names its product natural killer cell granule protein 7 (gene NKG7). NCBI's taxonomy places the organism in Eukaryota, Metazoa, Chordata, Amphibia, Anura, Pelobatidae. The transcript has 5 exons. The record is from RefSeq and is a predicted model, not a curated record. Bases 157 to 660 code for a protein of 167 amino acids. Gene Ontology annotation, cellular component: plasma membrane.